This is a messenger RNA of Anguilla rostrata (American eel), 6297 nucleotides long. RefSeq names its product peripheral-type benzodiazepine receptor-associated protein 1-like. Bases 1 to 5064 code for a protein of 1687 amino acids. NCBI's taxonomy places the organism in Eukaryota, Metazoa, Chordata, Actinopteri, Anguilliformes, Anguillidae. Gene Ontology annotation, molecular function: protein binding. The transcript is spliced from 25 exons. The record is from RefSeq and is a predicted model, not a curated record.
AUGGAAGGAAAGGACAGAAGGGAUGUCUUGGGUUUGGUGAGCCAGCUGCAGGAUGAGGCCGGAGAAGAUGAGCGAAUAGAAGAGGCGAAGGAGGACUACCUGGGGCAGGAGGAGCAGGGACUCCAGCAGGCCCAGGUUGACCAUGUGGAGCUGAGAGUAGAUCUACAGGCACUGACUCAGCACAAUUCAGCUCUCAAAGAGGACCAGAGACUCCACGCCAAGCUGGAGAACUUAGAGCAGGUCCUCAAGCAUAUGCGAGAGGUCACAGAGAGAAGGCAGCAGCUGGAGCAGGAGCAUGAGCAGGCGUUGGCUAUCCUCACCUUCAAACAAAAUGAGGUCAAACGAUUACAGAGGGCUCAAUUUGCUGCUAAGAAAGAACAAGAGGGGGUUGUUCAGAUGCUGGAGAGUACACUGGACUGCAUGCAGGCAACAGUCCUGGAGCUGGAGGAGAAGUGCAGGAGCCAGAGCCAGCAGUUUUCCCUGCUGUCCCACGAGCUGGAGCGCUUCCGUCUGCAGACGGGAGAUGUACCCGAUGCGGAAUUCUAUCAGUUGAUCAACGGAGUCAGAGAGCCAGAGUUCACUUCUCAUGUAUCAAGGCCAGUGAGGCCGUCAUGGCCGCCAGCUCAUCAGCGCCGGGUGCUGCCACCUAUCAGCUCAAAACCAGGACCCACAGCCACCUAUAGGCACCUCCCCCCAACGCCGGGGCCCCUCCCACUCCACACGCACAAAUCCCCAACAUCCUGUCAGGUUGUGGCUGCCAGAGAGGGUGGAACAGCAGCUGGAAAACCGAAAGUCUUCAUUGUCAGACACAGCUAUGAUCCAUACAAUGGCCCCAACCACAGCCCAGAGGUAGAGCUUCCUCUCAGAGCUGGAGAGUACAUCUGUGUCUAUGGAGACAUAGAUGAGGAUGGCUUCUAUGAAGGUGAGCUGAUGGACGGAAGGCGGGGGCUGGUCCCGUCCAACUUUGUGGAGCUGGUUUCCAUCGAGGACAUAACAGGCCUUCCUCAGUCAUCGGUCAGCGACUUCUCAUACAACCGCCUGCAGCUCCACCCUGAAAGCCUGGAGAGGAGCGACCCUCCCCGCCCUGAGGAGGGCGUCCCGGGCAGGACCCAGGGCCUGAUGACUAACGGCUUUGACACGGACGCGGAGGAGCUGGCCGUGGAUUCAGUGCCUUACCCGCGGAGGCUGAGCCUGAUCAAGCAGCUGGCCAAGAGCAUCAUCAUCGGCUGGGACCCGCCGCUGGUGCCCGCCGGCUGGGGCAACGUGUGGAGCUACAACGUGUUCGUGGACGAGGAGCUGCGGCUGAACGUGCCCUUCGGCUCGCAGACCAAGGCCGUGCUGGAGCGCAUGGACGUCAACCUGAAGGCCUACCGGGUGUCGCUGCAGAGCGUGACGGAGAGAGGCAGCUCGGACAGCCUGCGCUGCACCUUCCUGGUGGGGCGGGAUGUCUGCAUGGCCCCCACCCAGCUGCGGGCCGAGCACGUCGCUGCCACCUCCGCCCACCUCACCUGGUUGCCCAGCAACAGCAGCUACACGCACACGGUGUCUCUGAAUGACGGAGAGCGCUGGCUGGUUAAGCCGGGGGGCUACUCACUGUUGCUCAGCGACCUGAGGCCCCGGCAGCUCUACAGGGCCACGGUGGAAGCCAGGUCACACUGCACUCCCUGGGAGCUCUCUCUGUACGGCCGACAGCACAGGAGUGCGGCUGUGACAUUCAGCACCCUGGCAUCAGGGCUUCCUUCCCCCCCGCUGGAGGUGCAACUGGAGGCGGGGCCAAGCCCUGGCAUUGCCCUGGUCAGCUGGAUGCCCGUCGCUGCGGAUGCCGCUGGCACAUCAAACGGCGUCCCCGUGACCGGCUACACCAUCUACGCAGACAAGAAGAAAGUCCUGGAGGUGUCUUCACCCACAGCUGGCAGUGCGCUGAUGGGCCCCGCUCAGAUCCAAACGCUGCAGACUGCCCGAGAGCUGACAGUGCGGACCAUGUCGCCUCAGGGGGAGUCCCCCGACUCAGUGCCUGUCCCAGUCCUGCCCAACCUCACGGCCAUCACGUCGGGAGAGACUCUCGCUUGCCCGGGCAGAGCCACCGUCCCGGCCAUAAGCCCGCCCCUGGAUCUCUCUGCUGCCAAAAUGUCCACACUGCUCCACAGCCCAGCAGCAGACGCCCAGGCCCCCCUCCGCGGGGUACCCAGCAGUGCUUACAAAGCUAGAUCUACAGAUCGUGCCAGUGCUCUGUCACCGCAGGUCGGCUUGGCCUCCUCCUCCAUCGCUGUUCAGACGUUAGAGGCAGCCACAGGGCUGGGGAUGAGGGUUCCCACCAUCUCUGUCUCCGAGUUUCUGGAACACACAGACUCUGGGGCUGAGCCCCACCCUGCCACAGGCCCCGCCCCCCUGUCUCCUCAGGAGGUGGGUCCUAAGUCAAACCCGCAGGACCCUGCAGACACCCACCCCCAAAUUCCCAUCUGUCCCCAGCUCUCACCCCUGGAGCCCGGGACAGAGGACGGGAGUUCCAGGCGGAGCACCUGGGCGAGAUCUGCGGAUGAGUCUGCAGGCCAGCCCGAGCUCACUCCCCAGGAGCCCCGCCCCCUGAAGACACCGCAGGAGACCCAACAUGGCCGCUGUCUGAGUAGGGCUGGGGUGAGCUCUGACAUGUCCAACCUCCUGGAAAAGGAUGAGGGCCUCUGCUCUGACAUGCUAGGAGAGGAGUCUCAUGAAAGUACCAGAGAAGAUGGCAAGACAGAGCCAUGGGAGACGGACAGUGAUGAGGAGGUUCUGGCCAGGAUACUGAGGGCUCAGGUGCCUGUCACCAAGGAGCUCUCCAGCAUUCUCGAGGUGACAGAGGAGGAGGACAGCUGCCAGGAAACUGAUGAGCGAGAGCGAUGGAAAUCUCCCCAAAUCUCCCCCAGGCACCAAGCGCCUGAGCAGGACAAGCCCGCAGCCACAAGCAGCCCAGCGCCCUGCCCCACAAUCCCAAAGAGUUCUACACAUUGCUCCACAAUCUCGAACAGUCCAACACACUGCUCAACAGUCUUGAACAGUCCAACACACUGCUCAACAAUCCCAAACAGUCCAGCACCCUGCUUUACAAUCCUAAACAAUCCAGCACCCUGCUCCACAAUCCUAAACAGUCCAGCACCCUGCUCCACAAUAGCGAACAGCCCUACUCAUCGACCCAAGAGUCCCAAUGACCCCAUCUAUCGCUUACCAAUUCUGGAUAGCACUGCACACUGCUCCACAAUGGCAAGCAACCCUACUCAUCAGUCCAAGACAAGUGAUGACCCCAUCUACCACUCACCAAUUCCGGUUAAGUCCGCACACUGUUCCACAAAGGUGAACAGCCCCACCCAUCAAUCAAAGAGUCCGGAUAGCCCUGUCUACCAUUCCACAAUUCUAGAUGACCUUACCCACAGCCCUGCCCAUCGCUCCAAAGUUUCAUUUAGCUCCUCCUACUCCAUAAUUCCAGAUGGCCCAACACAACAUUCUGCCCCUAUGACUCAAGAGAUAAAUAUUUGUGCCCCUGCCAGCGACAGCCAUUUUAACACCAAACACAAGUGCUCAGAGGAUCCUAAUCCCCACCAGCAUGUCACCAGGGACCCGAGCAGAGGAAGCCCACAUGAGGCCCAUGAUCUCAGUGGGUACAUGACCAUCCCUCAACCCAAGAGCAAGCCACGCCACAGGGUGCACUACUCCGACGUCGUGGACACCAUCACCUAUCAGAGAGAGGAGUACGACUCGGACAGCAGCGUCUACGUCUCCGGCAAGGAGGCCCGGAGGCCGCGGCAGAGGGGUCACAAGCCCCCGCACCAGAGGGGCCAUCCCGAGAGCAGAGGGGACCCACUGAGGAGGGAGGCCCUUCUGCGCAGUCAGAGGGCCUCUGCUAAACUGCCGCUGGGCCACUACCUCGGCGGCAAGACAGUAGUGAGGACCAGGGCCCCGGUGACCUCGGGGCUCGAGAUCGACGUGGAGUACGGGACAGAGGACGAUGAGGGCCUCCCUUAUGACCCCGCUGGCGUGGUGGUGGAGCAGAUGAGCUCAGAGUGGUGGGUGGAAGGUGGGAGCCCCAAUGUUUUUGAGGCUCUCCAGCCCAAAAUACAACCCAGGGCCUUGCCUUUUAAGACAGAGGCAGCUAAUCUCCCGCCUAGCCACAGCAGCAGAGGGGUUGGCCCUGGGACAGAGGGGAGGGGUCAAACUGGAGUGGGGGAUUUAGGAGUUUGCAGACUGGACUACCUCACCCCUUCACCACGUGCCAAAAUUUAUUGGAAGGAGAGGAGCUACAACACUGACCGUGGAAGCACAAGGGAGAUCCUCAGCCACCGAGGCCCACAACUGACCAGCAAACCAGGAAAGACAGCCCGAGCGGAAGCAAGGCAGCUCAAAGACGGAGUGAGGCUGGCCAGCCCCGAGCGUGUGGACCCCGAGGGCCCGGCGUGCGAGGGCCAGGCGCGCCUCUUCGUGGCGCUGUUCUCGUACGACCCCGCCCUCAUGUCUCCCAAUCCCGACACGGCUGAGGAGGAGCUGCCAUUCAAGGAGGGGCAAAUUAUUAAGGUGUAUGGCGAUAAAGACCAAGAUGGCUUCUACAGCGGGGAGUCAGCUGGGUGCUUCGGCUACGUGCCGGGCAAUAUGGUGUCAGAGAUCCAGGUGGAGGAUGAGGUGGCCAGGGCUCAGCUCCUUCAGAAGGGCUUCCUCUCUCCGGAACCUUCCACUGAUGAUAAAGAUCCCAGCAAGCUAGCCAACCAGCCUCAGGAACCGCUCCCCCGCAGGAUGGUGGCCAUCUUUGAUUAUGACCCCCUAGAGAGUUCCCCCAAUACAGACACUGAGGCUGAGCUGUGCUUCAGUGCUGGGGAUGUGAUAGACGUGUUCGGUGACAUGGACGAGGAUGGCUUCUUUCAUGGACAUCUUAAUGGGCGUGAAGGCCUGGUGCCAUCCAACUUCCUGCAAGCCCUUCCUUUGCCUGAAGCCCAGGCGAUGGGGGGGCUGGAAAGGCCCCAACAUCAACCAGAGAUGCCCAAGCUCAAGCCACACCCCCAGAGACAAAGAAGGAAAAGUGUAUUUGCAUUCAACCCAUAAAUAUGACAGUGCCCGUGAAGGAGGAGCAGGCUGAGAGCCUGCAGGAUAAGAGCAGAAGAGGCCUGUCUCUCAGAUGAAGGCCCGUGCCCUCACCCCUCCCCGUCUCUGUCUCCAUGGGCACUCUCACACCUCUAAAGCUUCUCCCCCCAGUGGAUCCAUGCUGAGAUCCAUGCUCCAUUGCCCUGUCAGACAAUGAGGAUCUAUGGGUUCUCUGCUGCAGGACACAGGCUUUAAUGUAUGCUAGCACUGAUGCUAGUACCCCCUUUAGCUACACAGAACCACCGAGUGCUCAGAAAUCUAAACACUUUCAACAAAAAGAGUGAGGUUACAAUUUCACUGUGCUGUCACUGUGUGUGUGUGUGUGUGAGAGAGAGAGAGAGUGAGAAAGAGAUACGAACAUUUUUUGUGUUGACUGGAGACAAUGGGGUGCUGAAGACUGAGGUCAGGACGAGCAUUCCUGAUUGUUGAUGUGGACAAACUUGCCCAGAAUAGAAAUAUAGCCUCCAGGGAUGAAGGAGCUGCUUCAGAUCAUUUCAGUUUGGAUUUGGUCAUGGCCUUCAGCGUGCACUACUACCCAAAUCCUCUGUAUUGUCCAUAAACAGCAUGGAUAUUUAAAUUUUAAUCAGAAUGUACCUGUCAGAUCUGGCCCUCAUGUACGUCUUCUGCACUUCUGUUAAAGUCAGACAGUUUGUAGUUGUUCUAGUACUUAUACUAGUACACAGUUCCAUGCAGAUUUUGUAAUUAGCCUUACAUGACCGCAGUUAGUCUUAAAUGUUUUGCCAUACACUUGUUUUAAUUGCAUGUAUUAAGUUAUCCAAAUGCUGCCUUGUUUAUUUUUUAUAUUUAGCCAUUCAUUACAGUAACAGGCAUGUUGUUUAUUUUAGUUAGGUUGGGUAAGGAAAUGUAGCCAAUUCUCAAGCACUUGUGUUAACACAAACAAUACAUGUACACUAUAGUAUCUGUGGCUGUUUGUUAUCAUGGUCACAUGUAUUCAAAUGUCGGGAAGCUGUGUUAUUGUCAGCCAUAUUCUUUUAAAGUUGAAUUUCUUCCAUGCUGUACAUAUUUGGGCCUGUUUUGGAAACUCAUUGUAAUUAUUCCUCUUUUCAAAUGUAUUAUGUUGUUUGUUUUAUUGAAUAGGAACACGUGAAUGAGAAAUAGCUGGGGAAUCUUAAGAUCAGACAUUUCAAUAAGAAAAUAACUUUUUACAGGAAUAAAGUAUAUUUUCACAUAAGA